Molecule: messenger RNA, 784 nt
Organism: Brachypodium distachyon (stiff brome)
Lineage: Eukaryota; Viridiplantae; Streptophyta; Magnoliopsida; Poales; Poaceae
Product: calvin cycle protein CP12-2, chloroplastic
Exons: 2
Coding region: 104-487 (127 amino acids)
Biological process (GO): negative regulation of reductive pentose-phosphate cycle
Cellular component (GO): chloroplast
Source: RefSeq, a predicted model, not a curated record
AAACCUUACCGCUUCAAACGCAAGGCCGGCCUUGUUACAGCCUAAACCACAGAAAAGAAAGAAAAACUCGUCUGGAUCAACGAAGCUGCUGCCUGCUGUUGCAAUGGCGUCUGCACUGACCGGCGUGAGCCUGUCUACCCCCGCGACGUUCGCGGCGGCCACGGCCAGGGGCGACAGGCCGCAGGUGGCGCCGGCCCGCGUCACGCUCAGGUCGAUGGUGAUGGGCCGCGGCACGGUCGCGUGCAGGGCCGGUGGGCCGUCCACGCCGCCGGGCAUCUCGGACAAGAUGUCGGAGAGCAUCAAGGAGGCCCAGGAGGCGUGCUCGGAGGACAGCGCCAGCGGGGAGUGCGCGGCGGCGUGGGACGAGGUGGAGGAGCUGAGCGCGGCGGCCAGCCACGCCCGCGACAAGCUCAAGGAGUCCGACCCGCUGGAGAACUACUGCAAGGAGAACCCCGAGACCGACGAGUGCCGCACCUACGACAGCUGAUCCAUCGGUCCAAGCGCCCGUCGGCCCGUAUAAAAUUAUGCUUGAAGGGGAAGUGAAAAAAGAAAGGUCUUUUACCUGGGUGAAUUUGCACCAAGCUUUUUAUUCAACCUGUAUCUAUUCAUUACAUAUAUAAUUAUAUAUAUAUUUACUCUAAGAACCAUGCGAAACUGCUCUUCCGCGCUCAGGGAACCUACCUCCCCUUGUUGAGGCUUUUUCAAGCCUGAUGGUUGGAUUUUGCUAUUGUGAUAUCCUGAAGUAUGGUGCCUUUGGAUUACAUGCUAUAUAUUAGUUUGAUUU